AAGCUCAAUCAAGGAAGUGCAGGGAUCUGCUAGCCAAAAUUAUUGUUUUCUGUUAUUUUUAUUCAAUGAAAUGCUAUUAAAUAAAUCGAUUAACGAUUUGGAAAGAUGAUACCGAGAUGAAUGAGUGUAUGUGCAGGGCGAGUGCAAUUAAUUUCAGGAGGACAAGAGAAGCAGGUGUGACAGAAGAAAAUACCGCAUAGACUCGAAUUUGAAAAUAAUUAAUUUAUUCUUCGUUUAUCAUUUACAAGUUCUUAAUGUGUGUAUGAGUGUUUAACGGAGGAUACUUAUCAGUGUUUUAUUUGAAAUUUUUUAAUGUGAUAUAAACAUCAUAAUAUUUGACCCACUUACGGAGCCUUGUGAGUUGUGGGUUGACCUAUUGGAAAUGAAUGCGGACGAAGCGCAAUGUUAUUUUUAGGAUGUAGCUUUGCAGCUAAUUAAAUAUUUAUAAAUGUCUUUCGCAAUGCACAAUUACAAUUCCAAAUUCUGCCUAAGAUCUACCCGAAUUUUUCUAGUUGGAAUAUGAUAUAGUGGAUAUUAAAUAAUAAAUGACAUUAAAGAGAUGUAAAUAUAAAUAAAUAGUCAAAGUGUGAAUGAAACAACUUCCUUUGAGGGAUCAAUUUAUCAAUAGAAAAGAUUCUUUUAUUAUUGAUAUCAUUUCAUUAAUCCUAUAAAAACUUAGAAUAAAUCAUUGAUUAGGUCAUGUUAAGCUUAAAAGUCAAGUGAGAAUUUUGUACCCUUUAAAUACCACAAACUAAUCAUGGUUUAAUACAAACCGAUAGUUAAUCAAGUCCAAGUUUUAACGAUGGGUUAUUGUAACGUAUUAUGGAGCUCUGGAUCCGUACUAUGGGGUUAGUAGUUUGAGAAUAUAGAAGGUUGGAUGUGGGCCUUACGCCCUAAGGCUGGAUAUAGUCAGUAAUGAAGAAGCAAAAUGUUCGCACUCUAUCAUUAAUUGUGUGCACAUUUACUUAUCUACUGGUCGGUGCCGCUGUUUUUGAUGCACUCGAGUCUACAACUGAGAAAAAUAGAUUUGAAGUACUACAAGCAAUCGAAGGUAUGAUAAUAAGGAAAUACAAUAUAACAGAAGAGGAUUUUCGCGUGAUGGAGACGGUGGUCCUCAAGUCUGAACCGCAUAAAGCUGGCCAGCAGUGGAAAUUCACUGGAGCGUUCUAUUAUGCUACAACUGUGCUUACUACUAUUGGUUAUGGACACUCAACACCAGCGACGAUUGGUGGAAAAUUAUUCACAAUGUUCUAUGCGAUAGUGGGGAUACCACUUGGUCUGAUCAUGUUCCAGAGUAUCGGUGAACGGGUUAAUAGACUAAGCAGUGUAAUAAUAAAGUCGAUCAAACGUGCCAUGAACUGCAAGCAGACGAGUGCGUCGGAGGUGGAUCUGAUCUGCGUUGUGACGACACUGUCGUCGCUGACCAUCGCGGGCGGGGCGGCGGCCUUCUCCAAGUUCGAGGGCUGGAGUUACUUCGACAGUGUCUAUUACUGUUUCAUCACUUUGACCACAAUAGGUUUUGGAGAUAUGGUAGCGUUACAGAAGGACAAUGCACUCAACCGGAAGCCGUCAUAUGUGAUGUUCGCACUGAUCUUCAUAUUGUUCGGCCUCGCCAUUGUGGCGGCUUGUCUCAACUUGUUGGUUCUGCGUUUUGUCACGAUGAAUACUGAAGACGAGAAGAGGGAUCAGCAGCAGGCUGAACAAGCUCAACAAGUUGCGGUUAGAUUAGAAGGCGACGUGAUAACAGCAGACGGUGCGGUUCUACGCGGAGUGGCUCGGGGGACGCGACUGCCAGCGCCUUCGAGACUCGUGAGACCUGGUGACACGUCUAUGAUUCCGUUAUACGUUGACGAAGAUUAUCCUCCUAGCGUUUGCAGUUGUUCGUGUAGCUGUUUUGGACCAAAUAAAUCAAUACCUUACCGCGAUCCUCUGUCGCCCGUACCACCCACAAACAUAAAGCAGAUUAAAGCGAAAAACUAUCGCGAACUCGGUAACAUACCGCGUUAUAUUGAGAAAUCAUCAUCCAAGAAUCGUUCCCAGUCACUCCGCCUUAACUCCGCCUCCGGUUACUUAUAUAUGAACGCCAAAACUAACGACUUCCAACUCGAUCCCGAAGAUUUUCGCGAAAUGGUCGCGAAAAGACGCGAACAGUUACGCAAAGGGAUGGCUAGCUACGAAAUAACUAACGAACAAUAUUUAAACCCUUAUAGGAACAGCUUCAAUCGAACAGAAACGAGUCCACACAGCUCAUCCCUAUACUCGAUGAAUAUACGAUCGGAGAAUCGAAGCAACGAUCCGUUAGUCGACGAUUACGAUUCCGAGAAAUCGAGUUACGCAAAGAAAAAGCUAAUGAAGAACAUUGCUAGGAAUACGAAUAACAAACGAGUCGAGAACUACUUCUACGAUGACGCAGUGUUGCAUUUCGAUGACGAAUACGCAUUCGAUGGAUCGAUAUUAUUCGCUAAGAGGAGAAAAUCGAUUGAGGGUAACUGGGAGGAGUUUACGUGUGAAUUGCCGAAGAAUUCGAUAUACGAUCAAGUUUCGAACGAUGGUAGCUACGGCUACUACUUGCCUGAUGAUGAACAGGAACAGUACUUCGUGAAUGAUACCCUCACUUUCAAUUUACCGCCCCACCGAGCGAGUAUAUAGUGACGUGUAUUAGGUUAGUCUUAAAAGGGCCAAUUAAUAUAAAAAAGACUUGAAUUUUGCGGUAGUUAACGAUUCGAUCUAGCUUUUACACUUAGGUGGGUAGUUGCGGUUUUUUUUUUUUGAAUUCGUAAAUUACGGCUUGGCUUCUUGUAGAUAUUGUAAUAUAGUUACGCUUUGCUGAUUUAGGAUCUUUUCACGCACAUUUGUUGUUUAUU
Messenger RNA from Vanessa tameamea, 2864 nucleotides. RefSeq names its product potassium channel subfamily K member 9-like. Lineage: Eukaryota; Metazoa; Arthropoda; Insecta; Lepidoptera; Nymphalidae. Gene Ontology annotation, biological process: stabilization of membrane potential; potassium ion transmembrane transport. The coding region runs from base 916 to 2649 and encodes 577 amino acids. The record is from RefSeq and is a predicted model, not a curated record. Gene Ontology annotation, molecular function: potassium ion leak channel activity; outward rectifier potassium channel activity. Gene Ontology annotation, cellular component: plasma membrane. The transcript is spliced from 9 exons.